Closterium sp. NIES-65 is the source of this 495-nucleotide messenger RNA. The record is from the annotation of a GenBank genome assembly. Lineage: Eukaryota; Viridiplantae; Streptophyta; Zygnematophyceae; Desmidiales; Closteriaceae.
AUGAGGCUGUCCUUCUCCGCCACUCCCCACCGCUCUUGCCCCUCACCUCUCGACUCAGAAGUCUCCCGGCCCCUCCCCGCCCCUCCUCGCCCCUCCCUGCCCCUCCUUGCCCCUCCUUGCCCCUCCCUGCCCCUCCCUGACCCUCCCCGCCCCUCCUCGCCCCUUCCCGCCCCUCCCUGCCCCUCCUUGCCCCUCUCCACCCCUCCCCGCCCCUCCCCGUCCCUCCUUGCCCCUCCUUGCCCCUCCCCGCCCCUCCCUGCCCCUCCCUGCCCCUUCCUGCUCCUCCCUGCCCCUCACCGCCCCUCCCUGCCUCUCCCUGCCCCUCCCUGCCCCAUCCUGCUCCUCCCUGCCCCUCACUGCCCCUCCCCGCCCCUCCCCGCCCCUCCCCGCCCCUCCCCGCCCCUCCCCGCCCCUCACCGCCCCUCCCCGCCCCUCCCCGCCCCUCCUCGCCCCAGCCGCCCGAGUCCGCGAGUCGCUGAGCCGCCCGAGCUGUAG